This is a messenger RNA of Cyprinodon tularosa, 3981 nucleotides long. RefSeq lists its product as uncharacterized. The record is from RefSeq and is a predicted model, not a curated record. Gene Ontology annotation, biological process: peptidyl-lysine methylation. Lineage: Eukaryota; Metazoa; Chordata; Actinopteri; Cyprinodontiformes; Cyprinodontidae. The transcript is spliced from 8 exons. The coding region runs from base 161 to 1873 and encodes 570 amino acids. Gene Ontology annotation, cellular component: cytosol; cytoplasm. Gene Ontology annotation, molecular function: protein-lysine N-methyltransferase activity.
CACAGCUCUAAAAAUACCCCUCUGCCCUUGUAAUGAUGAUGGGAGUGUCCUGCUGGAUGCUGAGGGUCUAUAACAUCGCCUUCCAAGGUGUCCAGACACAGUUGGGGCUUUUUAAAUGGGAAUUAAAGCCACAUCGGCUCAAAACUAACAGUACUUCAACAUGGAAGGUUCGCCAUUUGUGGAAGAUACAGGGGGUGAACAUGAAAAGGAGAAAGAUGAGGCUGAAGAAAAGGAAGAAGAAAACAAAGAUGAUCCACAAACGAAAUUAACUGAGGGAAAGCAACAAAAACUGGCCACCUGGGGUCCAUGUUUUUAUAACAGAGUGGGCAAAGAAGUGUACAACUACGUCGGCCAUGAGAUAGUCAUCGAAGAGGGUCUGGACUCAUAUGCAGGCAUGAUAUGGCCCGGGGCUUUAGCUCUCUGCCACUACCUGGAUACUCAUCGGGAUCAACUUAAUCUCACAGACAAAGCUGUGCUGGAAAUCGGAGCAGGAACUGGCCUUGUGUCUGUGGUCGCGGCACUUCUCGGUAGUUGGGUCACUGCUACAGACCUUCCAGAGGUUUUAAACAACACCAGAGUAAAUCUGAGCAGGAACACCAGGGGCCGCUGCAGACACACACCUCAGGUGGCCCCUCUGACCUGGGGCUACGACCUGGAGCACACCUACCCCCCACCUGUCUACAGGUACGACUACGUGUUGGCAGCCGACGUCGUUUACCAUCACGACUUCCUGGAUGAGCUCUUGGUCACUAUGAAGCAUUUCUGCAAACCCGGAACAACACUGAUCUGGGCCAACAAGGUCAGGUUUGAGACUGAUCUGGUGUUCACUGAGAACUUUAAAAAAGCUUUUCACGCAAGUUUACUGACUGAAGAAGGGGAAAUGAAGAUAUUCAUGGCAACAAGUAGGGAAGGAGAUUUUGAAAUGGAUCAGAAGCUCGAAAUAAAAGAUCUGUUGGGAGACGAGGAUGAGAAGACUGGAGAGGAAGAAAGCUGUGAUGACAAACUGUACUGUGCCUGUCAGGAGGUGGGGUCUGAUAGACUGGAAGAUAGUGGAGAACAGGAGGUAGAAGAAGAAAAAAAGCUCAAAAGUGAGGAAGAGGAAACGGUGACCUCAGAAGACAGUAAAACUGAUGAACAGAAGGAGAUUGUUGAAAGCAUUUCUGAGCAGGAGCAUCUGAACCAGACAGCCGUACGGCGGAACUGGGCUCCAAGCAUCAUAUGCCGCCCUGACAAAGACAUCUACCACUACGUAGGACAGGACAUCGUCAUAUAUGAGUCUAUUGAUUCAUUCGGAGCAAUGAUGUGGCCAGCUGCACUGGCUUUGUGCUCCUACCUUGAAAACAACAAACACACAGUGGACCUGCAGGGAAAAGAGGUGCUGGAACUAGGAGCAGGAACUGGAUUGGUAGCCAUAGUGGCCAGUCUACUGGGAGCUUCGGUCACAGCCACAGACCUUCCAGAGGUGUUAGGUAACCUCCGAGCCAACUUGAUGAGGAACACCAGGGGCCGCUGCAGACACACACCUCAGGUGGCCUCUCUGACCUGGGGCUACGAUAUGGAGCACGCCUACCCUUCACCUGUCUGCAGGUACGACUACGUGUUGGCAGCCGACGUCGUUUACCAUCACGACUUCCUGGAUGAGCUCUUGGUCACUAUGAAGCAUUUCUGCAAACCCGGAACAACGCUGAUCUGGGCCAACAAGGUCAGGUUUGAGACUGAUCUGGUGUUCACUGAGAACUUUAAAAAAGCUUUUCACACAAGUUUACUGACUGAAGAAGGGGAAAUGAAGUUAUUCAUGGCAACAAGUAGGGAAGGAGAUGGAAGUGACAGGAACAGACUGAGCAGGCCCACUGGGUGCAGGCUGAAAGCCUGAGGAAGUUUAAAGACUGUAUCUGGAUGCCCACUGACUUGUUCAAAUGCUGGCUUAAACUCAUUUUUACAAAUGUUUCCUGCUUUUAAUCCGUUUUACUUCAGUUUCUCAUUUCCUGGUGUCUAUCAUCAGGAGUUUUUUUUUUAUUAACCUCUGAAUAUUUGUUAUAAUGGUUUUGAUUUGUACAAAUAAUGCUAAUCUUUGAAGGUUUACCAUAAACUACAGAUUUCCAUUUUCAUUUCUGUUUUAACAAAACAUUUUUUGUUGUUCUUGCUCUGUUUAGGUCAUGCUUGAUCAGAUACUGUUGUAAAUUUAGCAAAAUAUUGCACUAAUGGUCUCCCAGUGUCUGCCUAGUUCUCAGGCUGCAAAAUUAUCCCGAAUCAUUACUUCUCUACCAACAUGCUUGGCUGUUGGUAAGCUCCGUUAGCUUAUACCAAACAAGGCUACAGCCGGAAAGUUGAGGGUUUAUCUGUGCAAAAGACUUUGCCCCAAAAAUUUUUUGGAUCACUCAGAUGUCACCUAAAAACCUUCUUCUGCUUCAGUUUUUAUUUUGACAGAGGAGGGAUUUUUUUUUUUUUUUUUUUGGGAACCUUUCCAUAAAAAAAAAAUCUGACUCGUUCUCUAUUUUUCUAACAUAUAUCUGAGAUCAGGGUCAUAAUCAUCUUUUUCAGCACUGGUUCCGCCAAUCCUGUGGUGAAUUUGUUGUAACAUCAGCGCCUAAGAUGGACAAUGUCGCAAACGAUCUGCAUAAACACUUUCAUUUGCAUAAAAAUAACAUUAGAACCAUUCCUAGAUAAGAAAAUGCUUUAAGGCACACAUUUGGGUUGAAAUUAAUACAAACCUUUGUGUUAUACACCAGCAAACUGCCAUAAACUGGGGGGGGGUUCAGGGUUGCUGGUGAUUGGUUAAUUAAAACCCAAAGAAAGAUUUAAGUUUUAACUCUUUAUUGUCCAAGUUGCCAUUUAUUGGUAACAUGAAAAUAAACACCACGUUCAGCAAACAAGGUAAAAUCGUGAAACAAAUGUGUCCUAGGGGGGCCGGCAAGAUGCGCCUCAUCAACGUUGUUCUGACGGUUAUAUUUUAAUGAAAAAUGUUUUACCUUCUUUCUUUUUCACAAAUUUCUUAUAGAGACACUUUGUUUUUUUAUGCAUGUUAGGAAAAUGAGUAUUUCUGUAAUACCUUUGACCUUGAUUUAUGCAGUGGUAAAGUUAUUACGUCUUGUUCUGUAUUCUAAUAGAACUCUUAAGUUUACAUUUUUAAUUUCCAAGUAUUUGACAGAGAUUAAACAAACAAAUACUGCAGAAUGGGAGAACAGUGAUAGAACAAUCAUCUGAUAUAAGAUGGAGCUUGGCCAUUUAAGGCUUUAUAUGUGAGAAGGAGGGUUUUAAAUUAUAUUCUUGAUUUAACAGAAAGCCAUUGAAGAGAAGCUAGGGUAGGAGAGAAAUUAUCUAUUUUUUAAUUUUCAUCAGAACUCUGGCUGCAGCAUUUUGGAUCAAAUUUAGGCUUUUAAGUACAGUUUGUGGAAUACCUGAUAUUAAAGAAUUACAAUAGUCCAGCCUUGAAGUAACAAAUGCAUGGGCUAGUUUCUCAGCAUCAUCCCUGGACAGGAUAUUUCUAAUUUUGCAAUAUCCACAGAUGAAAGAAGGAAAUUAUAGAUACCUCUUUGAUAUAGGAUUUAAAUGAGAGGUCCUGAUCAAAAAUAAUACCAAGAUUUUUUACUUUAUUUUCUGAGAUCAAUUUAAUCCCAUCCAAAUGAAGUGACUGACUAAUCAGCUUCUUCUUCAAAUACUCUGGUCCAAAGAUGGUAACUUCUGUUUUGUCUCCAUUCAGUAGCAGAAAGUUAAGUCGUCCUGGUUUUAUGUCUACAAGACAUGCCUGUAGUCUAUGUAACGGAUUUGUUUCAUCUGCAUUUAUAGAUGGAUACAGUAUAGCUGAGUAUCAUCAUUAUUACUGUGGAAAUUAAUCUCAUGCUGGUCUUAGAUUUUGAAUGUUAAAUAAAACACUGCUUUUGAUGGCAGUUAAUCAUUACAAUGUAAACCAAACUGUAAAUUGUAACCAUUUUUGUGAAAUGUGUAAUUUGUGAUCUCUUAAUACAAAAGGGACAAAAGGAA